Molecule: messenger RNA, 2147 nt
Organism: Leptidea sinapis
Lineage: Eukaryota; Metazoa; Arthropoda; Insecta; Lepidoptera; Pieridae
Product: O-acyltransferase like protein-like
Exons: 12
Coding region: 1148-2116 (322 amino acids)
Molecular function (GO): acyltransferase activity, transferring groups other than amino-acyl groups
Source: RefSeq, a predicted model, not a curated record
UGCUAAAAUAACUAUUUCGUUCGAAAAUAUUAUUACCAUGAGCAUUACAAUACAGUGUCGCUAAUGAUUCUUUAUUUAAAUUCCAAGUGCUAUUACUACAAUCACGCUCGUCAUUUAAUUAACGUUAAUAAUAAUUAUAAAGUCAAAAAUAUUUAAUCAAAAUGUAUAAUCUACCCAAUGUAAGCAGCAUUAUUAUUUUAGUUUUACUAGGCAACACACGUACUCAAUAUGAAUAUCAAAUAUCUUGUGAUUCUGUUGUUCUUUGAAAUAUGCUGUGGUGAUCCACAUUAUUUAAAUGUUACAGAGUACUUCCGUAUGCCGCCGCUGUUUGAACUGGAUAACUAUGAACAAUGCAUGGGCAGCGAAGACGGUGUGUUUUGUGUUGUUGCUGUGGAUGUCAUAACAGAGCCUGAUAAUGACGUAACAAAUAUCAUAAAAAAAUAUUCCCAAAAUAAGCAAAAACAAUAUAACCACUCAAGCUUAGAGCGAGGGAUCUGUGUCACGAGUAGUUGCAAAGGAAACAACAUUAGCAAUUUAAACAUGGAAGACUUAAAUAUCGUGCUUUCUGAAUGCAUCAAUGAAACUAUUUAUAAUGAAUAUAAAGUAAAAACACAAGUAUCAAGAAUAUAUUAUUGCCAUAAUUCUAAACGACAGGUUGAUGUAGAUGUGGAUAUUGGAGAUUGGAUAUUUGCUGUUAUUAUUUUAAUAAUAGUUCUGCUCAAUAUUAUUGGCACUUUGUAUGACGCGCAGCUGGAUAGAACAAUGAAUAAAAGUACAGGUAAUCAAUAUUUACUAAGUUUUUCCGUAUUUCAAAAUUGGAACGAGUUUAUCUCAAACGAGCGAAAGGAUCCAAGAUUAAGAAGUUUUCAAGGCUUAGACGCGAUCAGAACUGUAUUAAUAUUAUUAGUAAUCAUGGCACACGUAAUAUGGUUCAUGUCAUUAACUUUUAUUGACAAUCCUCGAGAGCUUGAAUUGCGCCAUGCUUGAAGUACAUUUCAGACAGAAAGCCGCAAGGCAAGCUCUGUUUUCCCAGGAGGUUAAGAAGUCGAGCGGCCUGGAAGGAAUGUCUCCCGUCAUGUUCGGAAUGUAAGCCCUGAGUUGACGAGGGGUUCUCUCGGACAAACAGACUAAGGUACUGCCCCCAAUAAUGAUGAUCCUCGGUUUCACCACCACGUGGUACCGCCACCUCGGCAAUGGUCCGUUGUGGAACUACUACGUGGGCACAGCGGUCAGAGACUGUCGGCAAUACUGGUGGUCACAUCUACUGUUCGUGAACAUCUUUCUGCCAUAUACCGAAAAUAGAACCUGCUUAUAUCAAACCUGGCAGGUCUCUGUGGAAAUUCACUUAUAUACCAUCGGUUUAUUCAUAUAUCUGGCCACCAGGAGACGUUUUAGGAAUCUCGCAUUUAUCAUAAUGUUCCUCGUUGGUUUAGUUGGACCAGCGCUACCUGUGUGGUUAAAAGAUACUGAAGCUACUGUUUUAAUUAGUCCAGAAUAUAUUCGAAGAAUAGAGAGCUAUGAGUUCCGUAGUAUACAUUCCUUACCUCACAACAACUUGCCAGGUUACGUCAUCGGAAUGUGUUUGGGACUGUACAUAUAUGACGCACAACGAAAUGAUAAAAAGUUUCCUAAUCGCAAGAUUUUAUCUUUGUUAACGUGGAUGGUUAUACCAGCUACAGUUCUAUUGUUCAGUAUAUCUGGAAAGUAUUUUAUCGGAAGCCACGAGCGAGCACCUCUUCUGUUCAGAAUGAUAUUUGCUGCAGUGCAUAGACCCAUACUUGCGAUUUUGUACGCGUUCCUUGUACUCAGUUUUGUGUUCAAAUUUAACAAUUUUGGAAGCAUUUUAGCAGACUGGAGUGUUUGGCGGAUACCAAGCAGACUUAGCUACAUGGUGUAUAUCAUCCAUGUAAACAUUAUUCAAUAUUUGCUCGGGACUAGGACUCAACUGGCCAACGCAUCUUUCAUUAACUUGGUAAUGAACAUUAUGGAGGUGACGUGUAUAUCAUUCCUGUUGGCUCUACCGUUGUAUCUACUCCUUGAGGCACCAUUCACCAAUGUUGUAAAGAAUGUGAUACACCAAAAACGUUUAUCAAAGCAAGUCACAAAAAAGGAGUAGAUUUAAAAUCAUUUUUAUGAUAUUAUUAAUG